Messenger RNA from Lotus japonicus, 3728 nucleotides. RefSeq lists its product as uncharacterized. The transcript has 10 exons. Bases 382 to 3207 code for a protein of 941 amino acids. Lineage: Eukaryota; Viridiplantae; Streptophyta; Magnoliopsida; Fabales; Fabaceae. The record is from RefSeq and is a predicted model, not a curated record.
UAGAACCAUCAUCUGCAGAUAUUACUUUCUUGUCCUUAUGGUGCCCCACAAACCUUCAAUUCUCUUCACCAGGACCCCAACAUAUUCAAAUCUCAAAUAAUGAAUUCCAUCUUACUUGGAGGCAUAAUAAAAUUGCUUUUCCAAGCUCUUUGAUCGGAUGAUCACACCCUUUACAUCCAUGGCCCAUACUGAUUUGUCCUUAGAGCAACCUACAAAUCCUAAUUUCUAGGAGUUUAUGUUUUAUAUUGCUCUCUUAUGAUUAUCCCUUGUUUAAUCUGGUCUAUGAUCGAGCUCAAUGGCGUAGUGUGAUCCAUAUAACCGACCUCACUUAGUGGGAUAGGGCUUUUGUUGUUGUUGUUGUAUCAGGGUCCCCAUGCCACUAUGUCAGUGUUCCAUUUGAUAUAUGGCAUCUGGGUCCUAUUCCCUGUGAGCUUAUGUGCAGCUGUGGAUUGUGCUUCAUGCUGUCCAUAUCAUUUUUUCCAACAAAGGAAUCAGAGAUUUGAGCAGAAAACUGAUAGGUUUUGGAAAUUCAGUGAACAAGAUGAGAGAUGGGUUGAAGUGAAACUUCCUUGUGAUCUGGUGAAUUGUGUUACUAGUGAAGGUAGUAAAGUGAACACCAGAGAGGAAAGCUUGGACCAAGAACAUGAAUUGGAUGAGAAAAUCAAUAAGGAUGGUAAAAUAGGAGUGGAGGAGGAGGAGCACUUGGAUGUGGUUCUACCUCUAAGAAAGAGAAUUUCCUUGACCAAAAUGUCUGAGACAUCUAUCUGGGUCACUGGUGAAAGUGGGUCUAUCUAUGAGAGGUUUUGGAAUGGACUAGAAUGGGUGAUUGCCCCUCAUGACUUACCAAUAUCAGAAGGAAGAGCAAUUGCAGUUUUCAUCAUCAAUCAGAUCAUUCUUGCUCUAUCUGAAACAGGAAAUCUGUAUCAGAUGCAUGUGCAGCUUGGUGAAACCUCACAAGCAGUUUGGGUUGAAUUCACACCUAGACUCCAUCAAAUCUCAGAUAAUGAUCAGGAGAAAAAUUCUUUGAUACUAAUGAAGUCAGGCAUUGUGUCAGAUGAUGGCAAGAGAGCUUAUUUCUGUACAAAGAAUGGGACACUGGUAGAACUUGCUGUGGUUGAGCCUCCAAGAUGGACAAAUCAUGGCCAACCAGCUGGAGCAAAUGUAGCAGCAAUAGCUGAUGUUGCUUCUACAAGAGAAGUAGUAUACACCAUAAGUUCUGCUGGGGAUCUUUAUGAAUAUGAUGGAAAAUCAAAACCAUCAUGGAAGAAGCACAUAUGGCAAGAAAAAGUGGCACAUGCCCCUUUGGUACCAUCUAAAGGGUGCACUUUACAUGGAUUAAGUGGUGAUCAUUUGGAAUCUCUGUUUCUUUUAACCAAGGAAGGAGCUUUGGUGGAGAGAAGAUUGCAUCAAAGGAAGUGGAAAUGGGUAGUCCAUGGCAGGCCCCAACAUCAAACUUUGACCUCUAUUACACCAGCUUUGCUAGAUGAAUCAAGUGAAAGUUUCAUUUCUUUAUUCUUCACUACUUCAUCUGGAUCUGUUUUUGAAUAUCAUAUACCAAAACAAUCUGGAGGUACAAUUCAAAACAAUCAAACUCCAGGAGCAUGGGGAAGUCAUCAGCACCCCUUACACGCGAAAGCAGCUAGAGGGAAACCUGGCUUACCAUUACAAGUUGGUAGGAUACUGUUUGCACUAGAUGAUGGUAGACUUGCAGAGUUACAUCUAGUAGGACUAGGAGGUGAAAGUUCAGGACCAGUCCCACCACAAAACUUUAGAAGGAAGGCAUCAAUGAAGUAUGUUUGGUCCAUAUUAGAUGCCCCAGAGAGUGAAGGGUGGAAUGCAGAAUAUUGCACAGAAGAACGCGGCCCCCGGAAUUGUAUGACAGGUAUAAAAGAUGAGUCAAAGGAUUCAGGAAUGAGUUCUGUAACAGGUAGAAGAAAACAAAGCCAAGAACAUCAUUACUACUUAUCUCUCGGCAAAGGCAGUGAACUAAUAAAUUCUGCUGAAGAAAACAAUCUGCCGGAUGAUUGGAUUAGUUGUAACUUUCGCUUGCGUUUGAUGUAUGAAGGAAAGUCAUUUUUCUUAGUAACAAGUGAUGGUUUGAUUUUUGAACAUGUUUGCAUUGAGAGUGUAUGGGUAUGGCUGAAGCAUGAUAGCUCUACAACUAUGAAUGGUGUUGUUGGGAGCUAUAAUGGGAGUUUAUUCAUGGUUGAUACAUUUGGGAGUGUGCUUCUUAGAGAAUGGAGUGGCCAUGAUAUAGCAUGGAGGAAUUGCACUGCUAUGAGAAAAGGAAGAAAUGUUGUUGGAGGUCAACCAUGGGAUAGAUUACCAGGUACUGCUAGGAGGGUUACAAGUACAACUGAUGAUUCACUCUUCUUUGUGAGCAAAAGUGGAAGAUUACUGCAAUUCAUGGUUUACAUGAAGAAAUUUAAAUGGAAGGACUGUGGAAACCCUCCCAAUGUUAAAGUUGCAUGCAUUGUUGACCAGGAAUUGUUCAGGGAGAAUAUAGUCUUUGUCACUGGAAGAAAUGGUCGCCUAUACCAGUACAACAAAGUGACUAAUUUGUGGCAUGAGCAUGAAAAAUCUCAGCAUUUGGUUCUAUCACAGUUUCCUGGAACAGUUAUAAGACCAUUGUCAAAAGCACUCUCUGGCUCUCUCUUCAUGCUUUCAAGAGAAGGUAGUCUUAUUGAGUACCACUGGAAUACAUGGUAUGGAUCAUGGAACUGGGUGGAACAUGGAACUCCCUAUAGAGGUGUAGCACUGGUUGGUUCACCUGGUCCUAACUUUGGAGGGAAUCAACUACUUUUGAUUGGUUCAGAUGGAAAAGUGUACCUAAGAUACAUGGACAAAAAUGCAUGGAAGUGGAAGGAUUGUGGUUUCCCCUCUAUGGGAAACGAAAUGGUUGAAUCAGAUAGAGAAAGAGGAUUCACUGAGGAGAAAGGAGGUUGGGUUGGCGCAGAUUUUGCAUCUGGGUUGAAAAAGGACCAGGAAAACCUUGCCGAACUAGUCUUUAAAUGUGACCCUAAGGUGGCAUCUACAAGACCAAUUCCAUUUUCUGAGGAUUCUGCCAUAUUUGAGCUCAGAGAUGGCAGGUUGGCAGAAAUAAAACUCAUAGAGGAGACAAAAUGGGUCUGGUCACGGAUCAUUGGCACUCCAAACAGUUUAUGCUUAGAGAAUUAUUGGAUUACAGUAGCAGCAGCAUCUUCAUAAGAUUGUCUACAACCUCUCAUAUGAGAAUGAUUAGCCAGUAGCACUUGAUGUACAUUGUAGUGACAUUAUUAUGCUAACAAAGAAGAAAGAAAGGAAGGUCCAAGUUACCAACUCCAAGCUUAUCUCCUUCAGAAUCUGUGGAGCAUUUGUGGAGAAGCUAUGUCUUGUAGCUUAUAAAAUCAAGUGAUUCUGCCACAUUCUAACGCAAAACCAAACAAACACGAAAUUGACAAAUGACAAUGUUUAGGUAAGCCUUGAGGAGAUGAGUUGUGUAUUUACUUGUAACAUAGAUGUAAAUAAUAUAAAAACAGGUUGAGGCUGUGGGCUACAGCAUCACAGCAUGAACGAGAUUAUGCCUCAGAUAAUUCCUUUAUAGUGUAGAUAAGCCCUUUAUAGUGUAGAUAAUAAGGUUCACUACUUUAGUCUUUAUUUUGUUUUUUUAGUAAUUAGCUUUACCAAUUUACCUUUUCUAGACAAUAAGGAUGUUAUGGCUUUCCAUCAUAAUCUUUUCUUUAUUUCUA